GCUUAGAGUCCCAAAUCGAGCGAGACCGUCUACAGAAUCCCUUGUAGGAAUCAUGGCUGCUCGGGCUGCCCUCGCUUCUUCGCUCCGGCGCUUCUCCUCUCCGUCGCUUCUUCCAGCGAAGCUCAUCCCACGGCGGUCUCUCUCUUCCGGCGGAGAUCAUCAUGGUCCACCAAGAAUCAACCUUUGGGAUGAUCCUCUUAGCCCAUCUAAAUGGAAGGAAGAGCAUCUUGUGCUUGCCAGCUUAAGUGGCUGGGGUUUAAUAUUCUAUGGAGGAUACAAGUUUUUUUCUGGCGGCAAGAAAGACGAGGCUGCUGCUGCGCCAUCGCCACAGUAAAUCUCUGAGGCCGUUCAAAUUUUAUUUCUAGUUUGGUAAUGCCCAGAAAUAAAAUCAUAAGCAGAAAGCCUCGUUGGACCUGCUCUGUUAUCUACUCUGGAAUUUAUUUUUAUGCUUUUUUAAUGCAUUGAUUUUGAGUUCCCUUUUGCUUCUCUGCCCUGCAUUUCAGUUGAUAUAAUUUCUUA
Molecule: messenger RNA, 519 nt
Organism: Dendrobium catenatum
Lineage: Eukaryota; Viridiplantae; Streptophyta; Magnoliopsida; Asparagales; Orchidaceae
Exons: 4
Coding region: 53-334 (93 amino acids)
Source: RefSeq, a predicted model, not a curated record